Molecule: messenger RNA, 1278 nt
Organism: Dichomitus squalens LYAD-421 SS1
Lineage: Eukaryota; Fungi; Basidiomycota; Agaricomycetes; Polyporales; Polyporaceae
Product: kinase-like protein
Exons: 5
Coding region: 1-1278 (425 amino acids)
Biological process (GO): protein phosphorylation
Cellular component (GO): nucleus
Molecular function (GO): ATP binding; cyclin-dependent protein serine/threonine kinase activity
Source: RefSeq, a predicted model, not a curated record
AUGGCUGGUUUCGAUGAACUCGAGCAAUUCGCGCCGCGACUGCAGGAUACGUUUGACGUCGACACUUUUGAGACGAUCGCGGAGAGCGUGGCCGCGUAUGUGACCCGCGCACGAUUCCGCGACGCUUCUCGGGGAUCGGUCGUCGCCAUCAAGAGCGGGUCGGUCAACCCACGAUUUUCGAUGCAGCCGCAUGAUAUUGGCAAGGAGCUGCGCAUGCUCUGUAACUCGCCGCAUAGCAACGUAAUCGAGGUACUCGGGCAUGCGUUCGAGAAACCGAUGAGUACGGUGCACUUCUGGAUGCCGUUCGUUCCGUACCAUCUCUCGAACAUCCUUGCAAGCACUCGCUUCUCUGCGUUCGCCCCUCCUGGUGCGGUGAACGGUGCAAGUACACCAGACGCGUCCGCGUUCCUCGUCGCUACCAAGUCUCUUGUCUACCAGACCCUCUCGGCGCUCGCGUUCAUCCACGAACGCAGGAUUGCACACCGUGACGUCAAGCCUCAGAACAUCCUCAUUACCAUCGACGGCUGUGUCAAACUCAUCGAUUUUGGGGUAGCAUGGUCCCAGAAGCCGAAUGAGCGCGAUCUAUGGCCAGAGCCGCCCGGGAAGAUGUGCUUCGACGUCGCAACAGGACCUUACCGCGCCCCAGAGCUCCUAUUCGGGACGAGGGACUAUAACGCCUACGCGAUCGACUUGUGGAGCAUGGGUGCCGUGCUAGCGGAAUUCUUUACGCCGCUGAAGUUGCGCAAAGCAUGCUACGAUGAAGAUGAUUGGUAUGAGGACGAAGACGAAGGCGAUUGGGACUCGGACGCCCCUCCUGCGAAGAUGCCCUUCGUCGUAUCCAAAGGCGUCUCGCCUACCAGCCUAAAUGCCCGGUGGGUGCGGGAAACGCUCUACGACUCGACCAGGGGGCAGAUCGGCCUCGCAUGGAGCAUAUUCAAGGUGCACGGCACACCCAGUGAUGAGACGUGGCCGACAUUCAAACAACUCCCUGAUGCUGGGAAGGUGACAUUCUUUGAAAGCCCUCCCGCGGACUUGUCCAAGCUCCUCCCCAAUCUGCCUUCAGGAGGCAGAUAUCAAGAGAGUGAGGACAGCUUUGACCUCCUGACGAGGCUUCUAACAUACGAGCCUGUCAUGCGCCUCCCGGCCGCGGAUGCGCUCGGCCACCCUUUCUUUAAGCGCGGGCUUCCCCUCGUGCUUCCUCAAGGACAAGGUGGGAAGACAUGGCAAGGACGUGGGCUCGCGGAUGUUAUCUCCCAGUACAUCAGCAACGUAGGUUGA